AUGAAUAUAUCUGAAAGCCCUGAAAUUAUUCAGGAUGUUGGCACUGUCCUUCUGAGAGAUAUCUUGCAGCUAGUCAUUAUAUCCCUUUUCUUUGGAAUUUAUGCCGUUUUGGUUCUAUGUUUGAUAUAUUCAUAUAGCCAAGGAACAAUUAUAUCAAGGGCCAAAUCAUAUAUGUUUGCUGCCACUUUGCUAAUGUUUACAGGAGCAGCAAUCAUAUGGUUGCUUUCUAUGAUUAUAGUUAUUCAAAGCAUCCAAGAUGUGCUUCUUUUGACAGAUAAUCAGCUAUUAGAAAACAAGUUUCCCAAGAUUAAUCAAGAAACUAGUAUCCUCAGUGUUAUACAAGUAAUUAUCCAAGAAGUUGUUGCACUUUUAGGAAACAUUAUCAUAGUAUGGAGAGCCCAAACACUAUGGAAAACCCAUUAUAUCAUGGUUUUUCUUAAAGGGACUUUUAUAAUAACUACAGUGAUAUUAAUUUUGAAUUCUAUAACUAGUAGUAUUGGAGAUGAGAGAUUACAAAGCUGGGAAUUUUUUUCUGGAGUAUGGAUUCAAAUAGCACAAUGGGGGCUAGAAUUAAUACUAAACUUGGUGGCCACAAUCUUGAUUGCAUAUAAAGCAUGGGAAUAUCGCCAAUCUAUCAAGGCUUAUUUGAUAAAGAACAAAAAAACUCAAAUUGAAAUAAUGCUAGCUUUGCUAGUAGAAUCUGGCAUUGUUUACUGUGGUCUAUGGAUUUUUCUUAUUGGUUCACAAUUUAUAAGUAUUGAUAGCUUUACCAAUCAAUUUGAUGUUAUGAGCUUAUUCUUUACUGGAAUAUAUCCAACAAUAAUUAUGAUUGCAGUCAGUUUAAACAAUACAGUUGAGGAAAUGUCAGGAAUUUCAAUUUCAAAAGUCCAUACCUCUAUUCAGCAAGAGCUUAGAGAUGUUGAAAAUUUAGUGGAAGCAGAAAGAUCAUUGAAGAAACUAGGGAAGAAAUGA
This is a messenger RNA of Heterobasidion irregulare TC 32-1, 972 nucleotides long. RefSeq lists its product as uncharacterized. The transcript is spliced from 9 exons. The coding region runs from base 1 to 972 and encodes 323 amino acids. Lineage: Eukaryota; Fungi; Basidiomycota; Agaricomycetes; Russulales; Bondarzewiaceae. The record is from RefSeq and is a predicted model, not a curated record.